UCUGCGCGCUCGGCAGGUUCACCGUGCGACCGUGCGUCAACGGCGUGAAACACAAACCGAUUCGGUGUAGCGGUUGGGUCAAGUUGCCGCACAAGGAGUUUCUGCGCACUGUGGCGGCGCGGCGAUCGCUUCCUUUAGGAGUCAUCCCCAUUGGCCGUUUCGUCGGGGGUAGCGCCCUUUUUUCUCGCUGAAGUUUGUGAGGGCCCGCAAAACGUGGUGGCCGUCAUCGCUGGUCGGUUCAGACAAUGGCACGGGCUGUGUUUAAAUUUUCGCGCCUGCUGCAAAAGGAAGGCGGCCUGUCAUCCCCCGCCGCUGCGUUCGUCCUUCAGAACAGGUCUUAUUGCACCGACAAGAGGAUUGAGGUCAAAAACCCCGUUGUGGAACUGGAUGGAGAUGAGAUGACCCGGAUCAUCUGGGAGAAGAUCAAGGAGGAGCUGAUCUUCCCCUUCCUGAAGCUGGACUGCAAGUACUAUGACCUUGGUCUUCCCAGCCGUGACAAGACGGACGACCAGGUCACCUUUGAUGCUGCCCACGCAAUACGCAAAUACAAUGUCGGCAUCAAAUGUGCCACCAUCACCCCUGAUGAGGCAAGGGUUGAAGAGUUCAACCUGAAGAAGAUGUACCCAAGUCCCAAUGGGACCAUCCGCAACAUCCUGGGUGGCACAGUGUUUCGGGAGCCCAUCCUGUGCAAGAACAUCCCCCGCCUGGUGCCCGGCUGGACGCAGCCCAUCGUGAUCGGAAGGCAUGCAUUCGGAGAUCAGUACAAGGCGAUGGACCGCACAGUGACCAAGAUGGGCAAGGUGGAGUUGGUGUUCACCCCGUACGAGGGUGGCGAGAAACAGCGGUACAUCGUGUUCGACUUCAAGAACUCCGGUGGAGUGACAAUGGCCAUGUAUAACACGGACGAGUCCAUCCAGGGCUUUGCCCACAGCUGCUUCCAGUACGCCCUGAUGAAAGAGUGGCCCCUGUACCUGAGCACCAAGAACACCAUCCUGAAGCAGUACGACGGACGUUUCAAGGACAUCUUCCAGGAAAUCUACGAGAGUGAGUACAAGGACAAGUUUGAGGCUAAGAAGAUGUGGUACGAGCACAGGCUCAUCGAUGACAUGGUUGCCCAAGUGCUCAAGUCUUCGGGUGGGUUUGUCUGGGCCUGCAAGAACUACGAUGGAGACGUCCAGUCCGACAUUAUUGCUCAGGGUUACGGCUCUCUCGGCCUGAUGACGAGCGUCUUGGUAUGCCCCGACGGAAAAACGGUGGAGGCCGAGGCCGCACAUGGAACUGUCACCAGGCACUACAGGGAACACCAAAAGGGUAAAAAGACUAGCACAAACCCGAUCGCCAGCAUUUUCGCCUGGACACGUGGUCUGGAACAUCGAGCAAAACUGGACAACAAUGACGAGCUUCACAGGUUUUGUACGGCACUGGAGUCGGCCUGCAUCGACACCGUUGAGGGCGGCAAAAUGACCAAAGAUCUGGCCGGCUGCAUUCAUGGACUGAAAAAUGUCAAAGAAGGAGACUACUUGAAUACAAUGGACUUUCUGGAGGCAAUCACAGAGUCCCUCAAGACCAAGCUCAGCAAGUGAUGUCAAGCUUCUGCGUAUGCAGCUUGACAAAUAAUUUGAAGAGAUUUUUGUACACAGGUUCUCCACCUCAUCUCAGAAAUGUUCCGCAAUAAAUUGGUAUUUUUUAAGAACA
This is a messenger RNA of Ixodes scapularis (black-legged tick), 1695 nucleotides long. RefSeq names its product isocitrate dehydrogenase [NADP] cytoplasmic. NCBI's taxonomy places the organism in Eukaryota, Metazoa, Arthropoda, Arachnida, Ixodida, Ixodidae. The coding region runs from base 246 to 1583 and encodes 445 amino acids. Gene Ontology annotation, molecular function: isocitrate dehydrogenase (NADP+) activity; magnesium ion binding; NAD binding. The transcript has 10 exons. Gene Ontology annotation, cellular component: mitochondrion. The record is from RefSeq and is a predicted model, not a curated record. Gene Ontology annotation, biological process: isocitrate metabolic process.